Molecule: messenger RNA, 2988 nt
Organism: Oncorhynchus gorbuscha (pink salmon)
Lineage: Eukaryota; Metazoa; Chordata; Actinopteri; Salmoniformes; Salmonidae
Product: C-type lectin domain family 4 member M-like
Exons: 7
Coding region: 155-1939 (594 amino acids)
Biological process (GO): intracellular mRNA localization
Cellular component (GO): endoplasmic reticulum; ribonucleoprotein complex; cytoskeleton
Molecular function (GO): mRNA binding; signaling receptor activity
Source: RefSeq, a predicted model, not a curated record
UAAAGGAUAUGCUGACGUUGACACAAAAGGUGUGGUCUCUCAGACUAUAAACAACGUGGACACGUUAUUCCAAUCUUACUUUGAUGCUCAUUCAUUUAACAUAUUUGUAUGCAUCCGUUUUCAACUCUCAAAGACUGUGGUGGAGAAUCCAACAAUGCAGACCAUGGAUAUUGAUGACGACACGUCUCCCAACAAGCCCAGUGUUACAUUUUCAGCUAAUUUUCCAUGGUGGAAGAGACCCUCUGGAGUUGCUGCAGUGUGUCUGGGGCUGCUGUGUGUUCUCCUACUGGCUGGGAUCAUAGGCCUGUCUGUCUACUCUGGAGUCAUUGAUCAUCACUCAACAGAGGGAGACCAACAGACCAGUCACAGCCUUCUGACUAAAGAAGGAGAUCUGCAACCAACCAGUUAUAAUAACUUGACAAAAGAGAGAGACGAGCUACAGACCAGUUACAACACCCUGACAAAAGAGAGAGACGAGCUACAGACCAGUUACAACACCCUGACUAAAGAAAGAGACGAGCUACAGACCAGUUACAACACCUUAACUCAAGAGAGAGACGAGCUACAGACCAGUUACAACACCCUGACUAAAGAGAGAGACCAGCUACAGACCAGUUACAACACCUUAACUCAAGAGAGAGACGAGCUACAGACCAGUUACAACACCCUGACUAAAGAGAGAGACCAGCUACAGACCAGUUACAACACCCUGACUAAAGAGAGAGACCAGCUACAGACCAGUUACAACACCCUGACUAAAGAGAGAGACCAGCUACAGACCAGUUACAACACCUUAACUCAAGAGAGAGACGAGCUACAGACCAGUUACAACACCUUAACUCAAGAGAGAGACGAGCUACAGACCAGUUACAACACCUUAACUCAAGAGAGAGACGAGCUACAGACCAGUUAUAACACCCUGACUGAAGAGAGAGACCAGCUACAGAACAGUCUCACCACAAGGACUGCUGAAAGGGAGAAAUUACAGAAUAGUCUUAACUCAAGGACCGCUGAGAGAGACCAGUUGCAGAAUAGUCUAAAUACCAGAACCACUGAGAGAGACCAGCUACAGACCAGUUACAACACCCUGACUAAAAAGAGAGACCAGUUACAGAAUAGUCUCACAACAAAAACUAAGGAGAAAGACCAGUUGCAGAAUACUCUCACCACAAUAACUCGGGAGAGAGACCAGCUACAGAAUAGUCUCACCACGAGGACCAAAGACAGGGACCAGCAGCAAAAUAGUCUUAAAGUUAUGACUGCUGAUAGGGAUCAAUUAAAGAAUAGUCUUAACGCACGGACCAAAGAGAGAGACCAGUUGCAGAAUAAUCUAAAUACUAGGACCACAGAGAGAAACCAGCUACAGAAUAGUCUCUCAACCAAAACUAAGGAGAAAGACCAGUUGCAGAAUACUCUCACCACAAUAACUCGAGAGAGAGACCAGUUGCAGAAUAAUCUAAAUACCAUGACCACUGAGAGAGACCAGCUACAGAAUAGUCUAAAUACCACAACCACUGAGAGAGACCAGUUUAAAACCAGGCUUAGGUUCUAUGAGAAACCCUGUCUGGAUGGAUGGUGGAAGUUUGGCACCAGCUGUUAUUAUGUCUCCUCCACGAUGGACUCAUCUGGGGCCGGUCAGAGGGAGUGCAGAACAAUGGGAGGAGAGUUGGUUAUUAUAAACAGCAGAGAAGAACAGAUAUUUAUCCAUGGAUUUAAGAAGAAUGUCUGGAUUGGUACAUAUAAAAAAGACAGAAUCUGGCAGUGGGUUGACAGCACACCAUUUAAACCUACAUAUUGGAUGGAAGGGGAACCUAAUAACUUGAAUGAUGAGGCGGCCUGUGUUGAGAUCUCACAGACGGCAUCAGACCCAUUGAAGAGUUGGAAGGAUGGACCGUGUUCUCCAAAACACUGGGUGUGUGAAAAACCAUUCACACCGUAGUCUAAUAUAAUAGCUACUGUAACCCCAUAUCUUAUGGAGUUGUUCUGGUUUUCCCUGUUAUUCUUAAGCUGUUUUUGUUUCUAUGUGUAACUAACUACAUUGAAAGAUGUAUUCCUGUCUUUAAAGAGACCAGAGCUUUGUGGAAUCUACCAUUCAUCAGGCCCAGGGGAGUGGAACUGUGGUCUUAUAGGCUCUAACUGGGGUCUUAUAGGCUCUAACUGGGGUCUUAUAGGCUCUAACUGGGGUCUUAUAGGCUCUAACUGGGGUCUUAUAGGCUCUAACUGGGGUCUUAUAGGCUCUAACUGGGGUCUUAUAGGCUCUAACUGGGGUCUUAUAGGCUCUAACUGGGGUCUUAUAGGCUCUAACUGGGGUCUUAUAGGCUCUAACUGGGGUCUUAUAGGCUCUAACUGGGGCCUUAUAGGCUCUAACUGGGGUCUUAUAGGCUCUAACUGGGGUCUUAUACGCUCUAACUGUGGUCUUAUAGGCUCUAACUGUGGUCUUAUAGGCUCUAACUGUGGUCUUAUAGGCUCUAACUGGGGUCUUAUAGGCUCUAACUGUGGUCUUAUAGGCUCUAACUGUGGUCUUAUAGGCUCUAACUGUGGUCUUAUAGGCUCUAACUGUGGUCUUAUAGGCUCUAACUGUGGUCUUAUAGGCUCUAACUGUGGUCUUAUAGGCUCUAACUGUGAUCUUAUAGGCUCUAACUGUGGUCUUAUAGGCUCUAACUGUGGUCUUAUAGGCUCUAACUGUGGUCUUAUAGGCUCUAACUGUGGUCUUAUAGGCUCUAACUGUGGUCUUAUAGGCUCUAACUGUGAUCUUAUAGGCUCUAACUGUGGUUUAUCUUUUUUUUCCUUUACCAUAUUUACCAUUUUUACCAUUAUGGUGUGCACAUAACAAUCUAACAAGAUACUGUUUUCAUUUCAAUACUUUUUCAAGUUUUUACAGCUAUCAAUACAUUUGAAAUGCAGCAGUGUUCUAUGUUUGCUUCCAUUCUGUUCCAUGUGUUCCAUGUGUUCAUUCUACUGAUUAAAUACAUUCUAUGUUUGCUUCCA